CAAAUGACGGAUGUUUAGGUUGUAGAGGGUACGAUCAUGGCGAUGUUUCGGAGUUUGGUCUCCGGCAGUCAGGCGAAACAUACGCCGGCAGUGCCGGGGGAAAACUUGGCGGAUUCGUACAGCUGUCCCAUCUGUCUGGAGGUCUACCACAAGCCGGUGUCUAUAGCUAGCUGCGGACAUGCGUUUUGUGGGGAAUGUUUGCAACCCUGCCUCCAAGUGGUAUCACCUCUCUGCCCACUUUGCCGCAUGCCAUUUGAUCCAAAGAAAGUGGAAAAGGCCUCUAAUGUGGAGAAACAGCUCUCUUCCUAUAAGGCUCCCUGUCGAGGAUGCAAUAAAAAGGUGACUCUGGUAAAAAUGCGAGCUCAUAUUUCCUCCUGCAAUAAAGUUCAGGAGCAGAUGGAUAACUGCCCAAAGUUUGUUCCAGUUGUUCCUACCACACAGCCCAUUCCCAGCAAUAUUCCAAACCGUUCCACAUUCAUCUGCCCAUACUGUGGAGCACGAAAUCUUGACCAACAGGAAUUAGUCAAACAUUGCAUGGAAAAUCAUCGUAAUGAUCCCAAUAAAGUGGUAUGCCCAAUUUGUGUGGCAAUGCCAUGGGGAGAUCCAAGCUACAAGAGUGCCAACUUUCUUCAGCAUCUGCUUCACAGGCACAAGUUCUCCUAUGAUACAUUUGUGGAUUACAACAUUGAUGAAGAUGCGGCAUUACAUGCAGCAAUAGCACUUUCUCUCACAGAGAAAUGAAGCAACUGCCUGCAUAGAGAUCUAAGCAGACAUCCUUUGUACACGUCACCUUCUCUCACCUGACGAAGAGAGUGGCAAUUUCCCAACAUUCUGUAGGGUACUGUCAUCCUCUGCACAAGUCACCUUCUCUCAUCUGGGCAAAAAUAGUGUCCUCGUCCCAAUAUUCAGUAAGGUGCUGUCAUCCUUGGCACAGGCCAUUUUUCUCUGUGCAAAGCGAGUGGCAAUUUCUUAGCAUUCUGACAGAUACCAUCACCUUCUGCAUAGGCCACCUUCUCGAUCUGGGAAUAGAUAGUGCUCAAUUCUUAGUUUUCAAUCGGGUGCUAUCAACCUCUGUAUAAGUUCACUUCUCGCACCUAGGCACAGGUCACAUUCACUUCUUUGCAUUCAAGAGGGUUCUGGUAACUCAGCUAAUCAAGUAACCAGUUGGGUAAUAAGUUUAUUUUUAAUCAUUAGUGUGUACCUAUACCUUUUGUUCAGUUUAAAUUUGUUCCUACAUUUUUCUGUGUUACAAAUGUUGUACAUUGUGGGGGUGUCUGUGUGAAAGAAUUGUUUGAUUUACGGUUGGUGUUUUUAAUGUUUGAGGUCAUUUUGCAUUACAAGAAAUGAAAGCAUAUUUAAAAAAAAAUACAGGAAAGAUUGGAAAACUAGAGAAUCACGUGAAGAAACCUUUCACCAGUGCUAUGUAUCAUUUAUGUUGUUGCUAAUCAGAGCUCGAAUUUAACAGUUAGCAGAUGGUAAAUUUAGUGAGAGAUGUUGCAAACAGAGAGAUGGCAGAGUGGCUUGGAUUUCAUAGCUGUAGUUAUAACUAAAUUGUUGACAUUCACUGUCAAUAUAAUUGUGAAACCAUCAGCAACUACUGGUGUUGUCACGUUUGUUGUUAAAUGUGGGAAAUCCAGAAGCUGCUCUCACCCCUGAUUUCCUCAGUGUUUCACAAGGCACACUGUUGAAGUCCCUGUUGGAGAGAAAUCUUCAGAGCCCACUUCAGAAAUUAUGUGAACUUACUAUUUGUGCUUUUGGUCCUGCUGUAUUAAGCACUGCUAAAGUUAUACCUUGCUGAAUAAGUUGUAAUUGGGUUUAAUAAUGGCAUACUCAGUUCAUAAUUACUUCUGAACACCUUCUCUCACCUGAAAAAUACUCAUUUAUGGAAAUGUUCAAUUUAUCCAUUAUGUAAGUCUGGACAUGUAAAGUAAUUGUCAUUUUUAAAGUUUAUAUUUCAGUUUCCAGCUUCAUCUCAUGUGUAUAAUCUUAAUCUUUAUCAUGUAAUUGGUAAAAUGAUUGGAAAAUAAGGGAUAAUUGCUGGUCAUUACUUCUUAGUUUGCUGUCUGUGAGAAUUUCUCACUGUGAUAUCCUACAUGGUGUCAUCACUGCUUCUGAUUGUUGGAAGUAUCUUCAAGCUAUCGGUGGAAGGAGCGUAAUGUGAUGAGAAGGCAGAUCCAGCCAUAUAAACCACUAGGGACAUUCUUUUGCUACCAGUUACAAAGUCCAGGCCAGUGUGUGUUGCAUAUGCAUAUAUCUGACUCUAUAUAUAUAUAUAGCCAUCUACUCUGAAUAAAUUAUUUUCAGUUUUAUAUUUAGCCUAUUGAAUAUAAUCUAUUGAUAAUAUAAUGGGGCGAUAAAAAUUGAUGAUUUAACUCUGACCUAUACUGGCCUGAGUAUGAAUCACUAGAUGCUCGAACUUUAGUUUUUCUUUAGAAUAUUGUUUGUCUUGUCUCAUUCUUUGAGGUAACUCAUUAUUAAUUCUCCACCCCGGAAGAAUUAUAUACUUUACAACAUUCUAAUUGGCUCAAUAAGGUGCAGGUCAUGCAUUCCAAUAACAUUCACAGGAAUUGCUUUAAAAUGGGAUAGGCUAGGUACUCGUGGCUAUUUAAGUACUGGAUGGGUAAAAAGUGCUGGCUUUCCCAAUAAUACUUACAUAUCCUGAACAGUAAAAUAAAAAUGCACUGAUAAAUAAUAUGCUUCUUCACAAAUAAAAACAAAGUGUUGUAGAGGUUCAAUGGGCUUGACAGCAUCAGUGGAGAGAGCAAUAGAGCUAACAUAUUGAAUCCACUGUUUUUCUUCAGAGCUUAAUAGGCUGGAAAGUGAUGGUUAUCAUGUUGUUGACUAAAGGGGAGGAUGAGUGAGGGUCACAGAUAAUGAGGGUGCCUAGAGAAAAAAACAAAAGGAGUGCUAAUAGUUGUAAAGGAGAGAACUAGAUACAAAAUAGUUGUAAAUAGUCAAAAAUAGGUUGGCCUUGCUGAAAACAAACCCAUGCAAACAAGACACUGAUGGGAGGAGGUGGAUAAUCAAAACGGAGGAAGGGUUCAUGUACUGAAGUUGGUGAACUCAAUGUUGAGUCCUGAAUCUGUAAAAUACUAUGGUGGAUAAUGAGGUAUUAUUCUCCAGCUUGUGUUGAGUUUCACUGAACCACUACGGAUCUACAAUAGAAAGGUUAGCAUAAGAAUAAGAGAGUAUUAAAAUGGCAAGCAAUUGGAAGAUUGGGAUCAACAGAGCAGAGUACUGUAUAUUGUGCAAAGCAUUCACAAAUACAGAAGAGCCUGCACUGUGAGCAGCAAUUUAACCUGUUUUUUUCAUAUUACUCUCAAGGGGUCAUGCAGGUCUACUUACUAUUUGGCCCUAAGGUCUGUUGUAGCUCUCCAUUGAUAUUUAAGGAUAAUUAUUUCUGUUGAUAUGCUCUCAGUUCUCAGAAAACUGAUGGUGUAAAACUAUUGAGCUCUUUGAAAUUACAUGCCAAAGAUGCAAAUUGGUGUUUUGGUAAUUACACGUGCCGUUCUAUUUGACACCACGUGACAUUAUGGGCUGAUUAGCAAAUACGUUUUGUCUUAUUUUCAGAGCAUUGGACAGCGAAAUGCUACAUGCACUGUACAUAUUGUUGAAACUUUCAACAUGCCUGAAAAUAUAAGAGGAUUUUAAUCAACUAAAUCAGCAUAUCUCUUUCACUGAAAAGAUAUGGGGGCAACAUUGAACAGGAUCUGAAAAUGAACAGAAGGAUUGCAAUGCAUGAAUUACGCCGUGGUUGUUGCUUCCAGUGCAGGCCACGUGCAAACUCUGUGCUGUCUGUGCACUUAAAUAAUUACAGUGUGCAGCCAACGCUAAGCAUAUUAUUAAGUGGUUGUAUGCCUGAGCAGAGGAUUCAAAAUUGUGAGAGGAUAGCAUGAGUAAAAGUUAGCCUAUCCUACUUAAGCCCAGUGUGCACUUAAUGUCAUAGAAUUCCUAUGAUGAGGAAAGAGACCAUUCAGUCCAUCCGUUCUGUACCAACCUGCUGAAAGAUACCCCCCACCUUUCCCUGUAACCCUGCAUUUACCGUGGCUAACCCACCUAACCUGCACAUCUAUGGGGUUUGGGAGGAAACCCUCGCAGACACAUGGAGAAAGUCUGUGUAGUUUGCACAAUCACCCAAGGCUGGAAUCAAACCCUGGUGCUGUGCGGCAGCAGUCCUGACCACUGAGCCACUGUGCACCCUUCCUUAAAAGGAGGUGCAUUUGGCUGAAGCAUUUGCUGGAAUUUGUUUAACAAAUUAUUUUUUACAUGGGGAACACUCAACAUUGGCACAUAGUGACUUAAUGUGGGUUCCAAGACUUGCCCAUGAUGAACAGGGGGCAUUAGUGGAGAAGUGGAAAGAUGUGAAUUUUUGAUAGGACUCCAAAAGCUCUCAAGAUAAACUUUGCAAAGGUAAUGAGCCCAGAUUGCUGUGGAGGUCUAUGCCAGGAGUCAAUAAUCUAGCAGCACAACGAACAUUAAUGACAUCAGACCCUGGAUGUAUUCAAAUACUAGACCAGAGCACAGAGGAGCUGAUGUCUGGUAAUCCGUCCUUCAACUCAUUGCUAAGAUGCCACCCCAGUGGUGUGGCAGUUCUUCUGUGUAGGCCAGUUUUGUUUGUCCUAUCUCAUAACUUUCAUCCUCACAUCCUUGUCACCCCAUCAAUGUCCUUGUUGUUGAUGGUCAAUCAGCCAAGCAGAGUGCUAUGAUCCAAAGCUAGAAUAAAUAUGGCCAAACUGCUGAAGCUCUUGCUGCCAAUGGAAAUACCUUGCACCAAGCAUGCUGCAGCCACUGAGGUAAAACUGUGUCAGAGUACUAGGACAGAGAAAGGUGCAAGAAAAGUCAGCACCUAAUGCGCAAGGGAAAUUAGCCUGGUAUAGUUUAAUUUAUAAAUUUAGCUUGGAAUGUUUAUCUUGCAUUACACCAAGGCAGGCACUGUGAUGUGAUGCUCAUGGUUAAAGGGAACAUUAGAUACAAGACUAGUGAAUGGGAAAUUGGGCUGGUGAUUACUGGUAUCACAGACCAGUGAAAGUGUCAUGGUCACCAUUUUUCUCUUGCUCCACAACCAUCUCACUGGUGUUCAUUUUACCUGUGGCAUGGGUUAUAUUCUAAUGAUGGUAAGAUUGUGCUCCAUGUAACAUGUUGCUGAGUAUUGUUGAUCUCCCCCCAAAGAGAUCCAAGCUCUGGUAGCAUUGGGUUGAAUUUUCCUGCUCGAGAUGUUGAGCUUGGAGGUGAGGUAUCCCAGAGGUUAAUCUUAUGGACGGUGAGAACCAGGAAUGGAUGACCACCCCAUUGAAGUGAGCAACAAAUUGAGUUGUUCACAUGUAUAAUUUUCCAGGUAUUCAGGCAUUCUCCAGAUGGUGGCGCAGUUCCCCUCCCUGGACCCGAGGGGUUGCUCAACAAAGGAGACUAACCUGAACCAGGCCAGGGGCUAUCAACGAAUCAUGCCCCAAAGAGUGGACCACCUACUGGUGCUUGAAGUGGACAGUGCUAAUUGCCACUAGCAAUUUUAACCUAGGCCACCCUCCACGUUGAAACAUUCCUGCAGGACCUGGCUCUGCUGCUAGGAUUGCCAUGACUACAAAAGUUGUGGCUCUUCUGUUUGGGCUAGUGAAUCAGGAAAUAAAUGCAGUCCAUAAGUUGAUGGUAGUGGAGUCAUGUGAGAAGAUUGUAUUGUUGGAUGCUGUGCCAAUCUCUGGCCUCCAUUUGGUCCCAAAUCACAUUCCCAAAGUUCAUGGGAAAAUCCUAAACAGGGUUCCAGUAUAGCAAGGUGUAUUUAUGAUAUUUCAUGCAUGCAUGAUAUUUGUUGUGCAAUAACUCUUGUCAUACAGUAGCGAAACCUUGGUUAUAAAGACUCAAAGACUGAUGGCAGAGUGGACUUCUGCAGAAUGAAGCCAACAAAGCCUGAAUUUUACAAAUGCUGGGAGUACUGCUCAUUCAUGGGAAGAACCUAUCAUUCCUAAACAGCCUGACCAUUGAACAAGGUCUCCCCACAGCAAUAAAGUUGUCCAAGCAGCCUUGAGGAAUGAAGGAUUGACUUCUAUCCUUCACUCGAUGGAAGUCUAGAUCUGUAGAUGAAAGAAACAUAGAUCCCAGAGAGAGUUAAAUCAGGCUAUUGCACGCAGGGAUCGGGGAAUUGAAAGGUGUGCUGGUGUGGGGUUACAGUACGGAUUUUAUUUGCUAGCUUUAAUACCUUGUUUGGUGGGGUAAGGGAUGAGAGAAUGUUUUUUACAUUCAACAAAUACUCUUUAAACGAUCAAUCUCUUCCUGCUUUUUAAACCAGUUGUGUUCCAAACUUGUUCUUGCCCAUCAUGGAUCCAUACCAGCUGUAUUUUUGCUGCAUAAUAUUUGAAUCAAAUAGUUUGUUAGCAAACUCAAAUGUGCAUUAAUUUCUUUUCUAAGACUAGCAAUCUAUAAUUUUAGAGUUUCUUGAAUUUGUCACUGCAGAAGUCAGUAAGGCAAGUGGAGAGUAUUCUAUCACAUGCUUGACUUUUGCCUUGUAGAUAGUGGACAGGCUUUGAGGAGUCAGGAAGUGAGUUACGCACCACAGAAUUCCCAGUCUCUGAUUUGCUCUUGUGGCUACUAUUUAUGACUGGUCCAGUUAAGUUUCUGCUAUAUAGUUAAACCCCCAGCACUCAGCGUUGAUGAUAGGAGACAAUGGCUACUGGGAGGUUCCACAAAUGCCAAUUGAUGUGUUAAUACAAUUCAGUGAUGUUAAUGAGGUUGAGACAGUUAAAUUCUGUUUUCUUGGAGAGGGUCAUUACCUGGUACCUAGCACAAACAUACCUGCCACUUAUCAGCCCAAGCCUGAAUGUCUUGCAGAGGUUAAUGUGUUCCCCAGUUGCAUCAACUUAUUCACAUUUAUAAACUGUUGUAGUAUUCCUUAUAGAACUUCAGUCUUUGUAUCUCAAACUUUUGGACAAGAAAUUUGAAUAGUGUGUUGCUAUCAUAGAACUUUGAAAAGAACAGCACAGAACAGGCCCUUCGGUCCACAAUAUUCACUGAGGAUUAUUCCUAAUGUAAAAUAAAAUAACCUAA
This is a messenger RNA of Chiloscyllium plagiosum (whitespotted bambooshark), 7035 nucleotides long. It is a transcript of the gene rnf166, whose product is annotated as ring finger protein 166. Gene Ontology annotation, biological process: ubiquitin-dependent protein catabolic process; protein polyubiquitination. NCBI's taxonomy places the organism in Eukaryota, Metazoa, Chordata, Chondrichthyes, Orectolobiformes, Hemiscylliidae. The record is from RefSeq and is a predicted model, not a curated record. Gene Ontology annotation, molecular function: ubiquitin protein ligase activity.